This is a messenger RNA of Didymella exigua CBS 183.55, 2008 nucleotides long. Its product is annotated as phosphoserine aminotransferase. Gene Ontology annotation, cellular component: cytoplasm. The transcript has 2 exons. Gene Ontology annotation, biological process: L-serine biosynthetic process. The record is from RefSeq and is a predicted model, not a curated record. NCBI's taxonomy places the organism in Eukaryota, Fungi, Ascomycota, Dothideomycetes, Pleosporales, Didymellaceae. Gene Ontology annotation, molecular function: O-phospho-L-serine:2-oxoglutarate transaminase activity; pyridoxal phosphate binding. The coding region runs from base 231 to 1508 and encodes 425 amino acids.
CAGGUCGUGGUUGAGCUGCAAGCUUGCCCGGUGGCUUGCAUCACCGAAACUGGCCGGCACACUCUAGAGGAUGCUGCAUUGGAGUCAUAUUGGUAUGACGCGAAGCUCAAGAAUUUACGCUCCGCAAACAUACUUCUUACACCCGGUCAAUUGAUCAUCUACUUCCCCCCAGCUAACCUGCCUUGACUUCUCCUCCCACCACUCUUGCUGACCACCUUGACAUUACCGCCAUGGUACAAAGAUCCGACGUCAACUACUUCGGUGCUGGCCCCGCGCCGCUCCCCACCGCCGUCCUCGAGAAGGCGUCACAAGCGCUGCUCAACUACCAAGACAAGGGCCUCGGUCUCUGCGAGAUCUCCCACCGCUCGCCAGAAGCGAAUGCCAUCCUUGCCGAGACCAAGCAGGCGCUGAGCGACCUGCUCGAAAUUCCCAAUGACUACGAUAUCCUCUUCCUCCAGAGCGGCGGCAGUGGCGAGUUCAGCGCAACCGUGUACAACCUCGUGUCGAUGUGGGUAGAGAAGAAGCGUGCCAAGAUCGCCGCAGAAGCGGGCGACGACAAGGACGAGGUGCUGAAGAGGCUGCGAAAGGUCGUAGACGAGGAGCUCAAGAUCGACUACCUGGUCACUGGCUCUUGGUCGCUCAAGGCCUCGCAAGAAGCUGCACGCCUCAUCGGUGCCAAGCACGUCAAUGUUGCAGUCGACGCUCGAAAGGCCAACGACGGCAAGUUUGGCAAGAUCCCCUCUGAAGACCAGUGGAGCCUCACGCCUCGCUCGUCAGGCGGGCCAGCCUUUGUCUACUUCUGCGACAAUGAGACUGUCGACGGCGUCGAGUUUCCUUCAUUCCCCAAGAGCCUCGAGGGCGAGGACGCGCCCAUUGUCGUCGCUGACAUGUCCUCCAACUUCAUCUCCCGCAAGGUCGAUGUCAACAAGUACGGCGUCAUCUUUGGUGGGGCCCAGAAGAACAUCGGCAACACCGGUAUUGCUAUUGCCAUCAUCAAGAAGUCACUCCUUCCUCCUCAGUCACCGUAUGCCUCGCCAGAUCUCCUGAGAGAACUCAAUUUGGCUGUUGGACCCAUUGUCUUCGACUACCCCACAAUCGCGAAGAACAACUCGCUGUACAACACCUUGCCGAUAUUCGACGUAUGGGUUGCUGGGCAAGUCAUGAAGGGGCUUGUCGACUCAUAUGGUGCAAAGCGAAUCGGUGGCCAGGAAGAGAUUUCAGACGAGAAGGCCAACCUGAUCUAUGGUGUACUUGACAAGUACACCAAUGUCUACCGUGUUGUUCCAGACAAGUCCGCGCGCAGCAGAAUGAAUAUUUGCUUCAGAAUCGGUGGUGGAGAUGCAGACAAAGAGAAGGCUUUCCUUGCGGGCGCUGAGAAGAAGGGCCUGCUUGGUCUGAAGGGCCACCGCAGCGUUGGCGGCAUUCGUGCCAGCAAUUACAAUGCCGUCUCUCUUGAUGGCGCGAAACUGCUCGCCUCAUACCUUGAGGAGUACGCAAAGUCUGCGUAGACGGCGACCACCAGCUGCAAACCUGCCCUAUCGACUUCCGAUGAGGAAAUUCACAGCGUCACCACUUACACCAUGCACAAUGCAAUCUGUUCAAGAUCCUCAAAUCACAAUAUAAUGGCAUCCCAACGCCUCGAUCAUCAUGACUCCAUCGAUCUACCGCAGUUUACUCCAUCAACCCCACCUUCUGACGCAGUCUAGACCACAGUUAUCCUACUUGCCCAUGGCUCCGAGCGCCGAGCGGGGCGAGCAGAUCAGUAUACCACGUGCUAUCGCUUCUUGACACGAGCUGCUCAAGCAACUCAUUCGUGGCAUUUGUCGCUCAAUCCGCCAUGGGUGGCUUCUCGCCGCGGGCCGGGGAUGUGAGACCGACGAUGAGGUAGCGAGAUGAGGUCCUUCGCAUCAGGGUGAUCAUCAUGGUCUACGAACGCCGGCUGGAAGGUACAACGGUCACCCGGCAGGCGCAACACGCGUCGUCACUGCUGUUUAUCAAUAUCACCGAG